AUGAUCGAAGUAAAACAAAGCCAGACCGCCAAGUUUUUGAAGGAUACGAUUCUUGAGAUUUUGCAAUCAUACGAGGUUUCAAUCGAUCAAAUCCUGUCUGUCACAACCGACAAUGGAGCCAACAUGAUAGCCGCCGUGAAAAUGCUACAGAAAAUUUCAGCGGUUUUUGGAGUUUCACCCGAAACCCUCUUGGAAGAUGAAGGACACCAAUGUAAUGAGAAGGAAAUUGAAUUAUUGGAUUCACUUGCUUCUGAGUUUGAUCCUCUACUAUGUCUCACCCGGUGUGCAAGUCACACACUACAGCUGGCAGUUGGAGACGUAGUAAAGAAAAACGAUCCCAACAUUCGCAGGAUUACGGACCUUGUUAAAGAAUCGCGGAAAAAUAAAUACUGCCUUUUUUUCGAGCUCAAGCAAGCCUCCAAGGCUCCUUUGUGGUCUUCUACAAGAUGGGGAGGUCGAUACAAAAUGAUCGAAUCGAUAGUUCAGCAAGAAAAGUUUUAUACCGAGUUGGCUCAAGAUUACAAAGAAAUUGAGAUCACAAACGACGACUGGAAGUUCAUGAAAGACUUUAUUGAAGCAUUCUCUCCGGUGUAUACUUUAACAAAUGAUUUACAGAUGAAGCACGUUACACUCAGUGACUUUUACAUGCAAUGGUUGCAAGCGAUACGAUCAGUUGAGAGUCAUAACAAUAAUCCACUGUGCCCAAGUUUGUCGUUAGCACUUAAGAACCGACUGAAAAAACUUCAAGAAAACAAGCUUUUCCUUGCUGCAGUUUUCCUCGACCCGCGGUUUAAUUUUCUUGGCUCAAGUAUUUUUCCAUCAGCCGACGAUAAAGAAUCUGUACAGAGCUUUAUUGUAAACGUCUGGGAGAGGAUAAACAAGAUUAAAAAACCGUCAACAUCUGCUGAAGUGCCAAUGCGCCAAAGUAACGUCCAGAAGGCAGAUGAAAUGGACGAUUACUUAACACAGCUGUUUGGAAGUUCGGAGACCACAUCUGCAAAUAUCGCUUCUUCUUUUCAACAACAGCUCCAUCAUCUCAACAUCGAAAAUAGGCAACCUCAUCACUACGACGUCUGGAGCCAUUGGCUCGCUCGGAAGCACAGCCAUCCGGAACUGUUUGAAGUUGCUAUGGUCGUACUCUCUGGAUCGUCUAGCCAAGUAUCCGUUGAACGUGCAUUUAGUGCACUUGCACUAGUUCUAUCCGAUUUACGCACUGGGCUGUCAGAAGAGGCAUUACAAGAUAUUUUGAUGAUCAAACUCAACAAAGAAAUCUUUGAAAAGAUCAUCCCGACCAUGUAUGAUUGGAAAGUCGAGCUCGCUGAUAGAUCUGAAACUUAA
Messenger RNA from Ochlerotatus camptorhynchus, 1338 nucleotides. RefSeq lists its product as uncharacterized. The transcript has 3 exons. The record is from RefSeq and is a predicted model, not a curated record. NCBI's taxonomy places the organism in Eukaryota, Metazoa, Arthropoda, Insecta, Diptera, Culicidae. The coding region runs from base 1 to 1338 and encodes 445 amino acids. Gene Ontology annotation, molecular function: protein dimerization activity.